Messenger RNA from Botrytis porri, 813 nucleotides. RefSeq lists its product as uncharacterized. The record is from RefSeq and is a predicted model, not a curated record. Bases 1 to 813 code for a protein of 270 amino acids. The transcript has a single exon. Lineage: Eukaryota; Fungi; Ascomycota; Leotiomycetes; Helotiales; Sclerotiniaceae.
AUGUCGACGUACUCAUCAAGCGAAGCGGAUGAUUCGCAACCUCCCAGCCCCGUGUAUUCCCUUGCGCUAUCGUUCUAUGAGAAUAAUGUGCCGAAAUAUGAUGAUUCCGACGGAUAUGAUGGAGAUGAUGAAGACACAGGAAUAAUAAGAGCGUAUGUGAAGAAGAAAGAUAUACCUGAAGCGAAGAUGAAAAAGAAGGUACAGAAGGAUUUACGAAGAAGAAGGGAAUUAGAAGAAGCAUUAGAAUGCCAGUCGAUGUCGAUUGAUACCAUGGUAGAGGAAGGAUCAGCAGAGAAUCAAGAACCGCUGGAUCAAAACUCUCCAAAUCGAGCGAAUAGUGAUCGCACGGAACAGUGUCAGGUGACUCAUGAUGGAGUGGCAGUAAAAGCAGAUCGACGCCGGAGUAGUGUGGUCAAUGGGAUAUUAAUACUUACCUCAUCGCCCGAUGAAGCCAAUCUUAAUAGGACAAUGAUUGAACAAGUGAAUGAUCAGGUACUUCUAGGGCAAAUGAAGAAGGAGCACCAAGACCAAUCUUCAUUACCAGAUUGGAGAAUACCACAAGGAAGCGGUGGCUCUGAAGCCGCUCAAUUUGCCUCGGAAACGGGCGAAUAUGAAAUAGUCUCGAACUCGGCCUCUUCAAGGGAUGGAUUUGAAUACACUCCGAGAUCGGCGCCUAUAGCAAUCCCAAGACCGGCACAUUUUCCAUGGCGAGUUCCUCGAUCAAUUCUACACCAUGGUGAUGUAGAAUCGGUAAGAACAAGGCAUAGAUGGGGCAAAGCCAAGUCACGCACCAAUAGAACAAGUCCGGAGUAA